Molecule: messenger RNA, 2772 nt
Organism: Acanthoscelides obtectus
Lineage: Eukaryota; Metazoa; Arthropoda; Insecta; Coleoptera; Chrysomelidae
Source: the annotation of a GenBank genome assembly
AUAACUGGUUGUUCCCAUGUCAAUGUUUUAUGAAUUCAUUAUUUCAAGGUUAAGUAUGCCCCAGCUGAUGCAUAUUUCUUCCAAAUUACAAUUCGCUGUUUUGGAAAAAGUCAUAGAGUUUUCUGUACUGUUCUAAAUUUUUUCGAAUGCAGUAUACCUUUAGAAAUUAAUAAAAUCAUAAGAACCUGACAGCAGUCAAGUGUUGUGAAUUAUCCAUGUUGGGGAGGGGUAAUUGAACCAAUAUUUGCAAAAUAUAAAAGCUUUAAACCCGAAAUAUUAGUUAUAAGGCAUUUAAACUUGCAAUGCCUCGUAGUAAACGUCGUUUUACAAGUACAGAUAUGAGCACCAAUGAUGAAGAUAGAUAUGUUCCAAAGAGAGUACGAAACUCAAAUAGUUCUCGUAGGAAUACUAGGGUAGAAGAACCCCAAUCAUUUAGUCAAAAAAGAUGCUUAGCUUGGUUUCGAGAAUAUACCACUCCUGAUGAUCCUGAUACUUUAGAUCCUGAGGGUAUGGAGAAAUUCUGUGAAGAUAUAGGUGUGGAACCUGAAAAUGUGGUAAUGUUAGUGUUAGCAUAUAAAAUGCAAGCCCGCAAAAUGGGCUUCUUCACAAAAGAUGAAUGGUUGAAAGGACUAGGAGAGAUGCAGUGUGACUCUGUACAAAAACUGCAGUGUAGAUUGGACUUCUUACGCUGUCUGUUGAAUGAUCCUUACCAGUUCAAGGCUAUCUACAGAUAUGCAUAUGACUUUGCUAGGGUGAGUUAUAGACAGCAACCAAAAAAAAUAAUAUUUUUCCUGUGAAUAUAUGUUAAUUGGUGACAUUUACUCCAUUGAAGCAGUGCAAGGUGAAUAUUGAGCAAGGCAGCUCUCAAAAUGGGUUGUAGUCAGAAUGCUUCAGAACUAAUAAGUGUGUUGAACAUCGACUCCUGGAAACGCCACAGGGAAAUUUUUGAUAUAUGUUCAAAUUAGUUAAUAGUGUCAUAGACUGCCCAGAGAUGCUUGCACCAAUAAAUCUUAAUGUUAAUGAAAUAUGAUCUCGCAAUACAGAACUGUCUAUGAUUCCACAUCAUUCUAUGAAUUAUGGUAUGAAUGAACCAGUUACUAGAAUUCUUAGAUCUGGCAAUGCCUCUGUAAGCUACAAUAUAGAUGUUUUCAGUAGCAAAAUUAGGCACAUCAAAAAGCACAUGUUAAAUGUGUCUAACUUUAGUUUGUUAGGUUUUAAAUAUAAGUAGAUUAAUAAUAGACUAGAGUGGCGAAGUUUAGCAUUCGCUACUCUUACAUAUAACCAAUCAGUUAGCAAUUGGUAACAUUAUACAGAAAUUUAUGCCCCACCUUGAGAAAAAAAAAGUCAAAAACAAGAUCAGAAAAUGUGUAAAUCAAGAAUUACAAUACAUCAUAUAAUAUAGAAAUGACGAGAUUAAGUGGAUAGUGAAUUUAUAGUCAGUUUAAUUUUGAUGUGGAAUGUAGACAAAGAAUAUGACAUACACUUCAGGUAUUGAAUUUGGCCUGAGAGCUAAAUUAUAUGAAAAGCUUUGUUAAAAUAAUGUUGUUUUGUGUGGUGGAACUCUUAUAAAUUUGUGUCUUAAGGGUCUAGUGUGCACAUCCUUACUGAAAACAAUUUUUCCUCUGCAGCAUAAGAGCUUUGACAUUUGCAACAAUUUAUGUAUGAAAAUUAAAUAGUGAUAGUUUACUAAAUUCUCAAAUUUCAUCCACUUCAAUAUUUGGUAAUUGGCUGAAACAUGGGAAAAUUUUUGUAAUCCAAAAAUUAACCGUACACAAUUAUUUUGAAUAAUUUGGAUAAUGUUUUUUGUAAAGCAAAAUUCUCACAUAGUUUUUUGCAAAGUUUCAAAUUCAGUAAAUAUCGAUUGGCUCAUUUUAGUGUCAAAAACUACGCUAAGUAUUUUUGCAGACUGGGCAAACUCGAUCCUUUAUAGAAAUCUUUAAUUGAGAUGAAGCAGCAUUUUUCUUUUUUCAUUACAAAACAAUAAUAUUUCGGAUUUUUCUGAAUUUGAGAUUGUGAUUAAAAGAAUAUUGUAUCAAAUGUAUUGUGUAUUGUAUCAUUUGGAUCAAAACUAUGCAUUAACUAAGCAUCAUCUGCAAAUGAUUGAAUAAGGAAAUUAUUAAUAGUUUUGUUUAAAUCAAAAGUAUAAAUUAAAAAUAGUAUAGGUCCUAAUAUAGAGCCUUGAGGCACAUCAGAAGGUAUUGAUGUUGAGGACAAUCUUUGAUUUAAUAAAAUAUUGGGUUACAUGAAUUUUUGGUUUUUCUUUAGUUUAAUAAUUCAUAUAAAGCUAUUGUGAUCUGUCACAUAAACAAUGUUUAUUUUAUAUGUAAUGGAAAACCGUGUAUAAAUAUAGUUUUACGUUCUCAAGUGGCAAUUUUGAGUUUUCCUUUAAAUUGUAAGCACAAUAUCUUUGUCCAGCAUAUGGUGGUCACAGUAGAUGGGAAAAAGAUGAACAUGUCGCGUCCGAUUUACACAGAAUCUCAAAAAACUAACCUCACCUUACUAAAUGUAAUGAAUUUUCUUUCACAGUCAGUCGGAUUUGAUAGCCUCAUGUAUGUUUAACUCUCUCACUUCAGUUACAAAACGAACUCAACACUUAUUUCAUGAGAUAGCGCAAAGCGCCAUCUAUCGCACCAGAAUCUGUCAAAGAACUGAACUGUCAAAGAUCUCAGUCCGAGUUUAAUAACCGUGCUGCUAACACACUUAUUUAUCACGACUUCGUUUCGUUUUGACGUGAACAGCUGAUUAUCAAUUGACAUCUUUGUUUAUUUAUAA